Molecule: messenger RNA, 1641 nt
Organism: Anastrepha ludens (Mexican fruit fly)
Lineage: Eukaryota; Metazoa; Arthropoda; Insecta; Diptera; Tephritidae
Product: zinc finger protein 880-like
Exons: 6
Coding region: 61-1641 (526 amino acids)
Cellular component (GO): nucleus
Molecular function (GO): zinc ion binding
Source: RefSeq, a predicted model, not a curated record
UCGUAAUUUUUUGUUGCCCGUCGGUAAAUUUUUAUAAAGCAAACGUGAGGAAAUGAAGCUAUGAAUUUUCAGGCGACUAGCUGUUGUCGUAUUUGUUUAAAAAGUGAGUUACUUAUGUCUAUCUAUAUUUACAGUCCAACGUUUCCAAUGAGACCUAUAGAAAUUAUAGAGAAGUUGAACAUUUUUAAGUACGAUGAAACAUUACCCGCACUUUUGUGUCAAUCAUGCCUAUACCGAUUGUUGGACGCCUAUAACUUGCAGCAGCUGGCGGAAGCAUCCGAACGUCGCAUACGUGACUUUAUCGGCAAUAGUGGUGGCGGUGGCGGUGGCCUUGGCCUAUGUGGAAUAAGCAUAAAUUCAAUCAACCAAGACUCCUCAACAUUCUCUUCAACGGCCGCGAUGGGUGAUUCAUGCAAGGACGCAGGCGUCACCGCAGCCAUUUAUGCCAACAUAUGCGACAUGUUCGAGCGAAAUAAUGUUCAAACAAAUAAUGUGUUAAUCGGCGAGAAUGGGUGUAUGGUGACAGGAGAAGAUAUGUUGAAUGAUAUUGAAAUCGAUGUUAGCAGUCUGACACGGUCGGAGGCAAAUGGUGAUACACUGAAUGAAGUUUUUGCAAGUAAACAUACAAAUUUCGGCGUUAUAGAAGCAAACCAAAACCAAAAAGAAGCAGAAACCGAAAAAACAGACAAUGUGGUAAAUAAAAAUAAAUUCCAGCCCAUAACAACAAACGGGAUUGAUGUACUUACACAAUUGCCAAAAAGGUGCUCCGAAUGUGGGAAGGUGUUCAAAAAUACUGAUUAUCUUGAAGCACAUGGAACGCAAUGCCCCUGUCAGCGUCAGCAAUCCUGCAACUUACUUUUGCACCAGCGCACAAAUACUGGCGAACGACGUUUCCAAUGUGAAAUAUGCGCCAAUUUCUUUACCACCUCCAGCAAUUUAAAAGCACACAAAGCAACACAUUUGGAGCAUCGCGAAUACCACUGCAGCCAAUGCAAACGCGACUUUAAGACACUCCGUGAAUUGCGUCGCCACGAGCCUGUGCAUAAAACAGUGAAGGACAAUGUAUGUGAAAAUUGUCAAAAGGCAUUCACGAAACGUAGUUAUCUGAUGGAUCAUAUAGCGGCGAUGCAUCGUGGCAUACGGCGACAUAAAUGUCUAGAAUGUGGAAAAGUAUUUGGCAGGCGUUCGAAUUUGGUUUCUCACAUUCGCAUUCACUCAGGUGAAAAGCCUUUUCAGUGCAAAUUUUGCGCAUGGAAAUUCAAUCAAUCAUCGGCCUUGGCGCGUCAUAUGAAAAAGCAUACAAAAAGCAAAGAUAACAACUUUGGUUUUAAAACUACAGAUCAAGUAUUAAAAAAUUCUUCAUUAAUAAAUAUUUUGCAACCACCCGAAGCGGUAGAAGCGAGAGCUACUGAUAUAAAUACAAUCAAUAUAUCGCCACAGAGUGGUUUUAAUGUGCUCAGCAAUAUAUCCAAUUUGGAUGGAAUGCAUUGUAUGAACACAGAGUGCUUAAACGCCGAUCUUGGUAACGUAGCAACAAAUACAGGUAAAAGUGGCGAGGUUGAAAUACUGCAAAGUAAUGGCGAAUAUGACUUCACGAAGAAUGGCAUACUAAAUUACUCUGCAAGUCAGCAAAUGUGUUGA